UACCAUCUGCAAGAAGAGCUCAGACACAAGCUGUGCCUCUGCCUGUUGCAUGUGUGUAUAUAUACGAAAGACCAGAUGAGCAUUUGCUGCAUCUGAAGACCAGUUACUGAGUCCACAGGCAAUCUACAGCCAUGGCAGGAAAAGCCCACAGGUUGAGCACCGAUGAGAGGGAGCAACUGCUGCCAAACCUGAAAGCUGUAGGAUGGAAUGAGGUGGAAGGGAGAGAUGCCAUCUUCAAAGAGUUCCAUUUCAAGGACUUCAGUCGGGCCUUUGGGUUCAUGACCAGAGUCGCUUUGCAGGCAGAAAAACUGGACCACCACCCUGAAUGGUUCAAUGUUUACAGCAAGGUUCACAUUAUCCUGAGCACACACGAGUGUGCAGGCUUAUCCGAGCGGGAUAUCAAUUUGGCCAGUUUCAUAGAGCAAGUUGCAGCUUCUCUGUCUUGAAUGAGGCUGGGAGUACAUAAGCCUGAAUUGGCUGAACAGCCACCAUCUCCUCUCUCAUUCUUAAAACUGAAGUUAGAACCAUUUGCUGGUUCCACACAGUUCCUGAUCCAGGCAGAAGACAAUGCUAUGCUCAGCUCCUCUUCCACCACAGCUCAAAGUUUCAGAGGGAAUAAGCUGCCCUAGCGUAAAAAUACUUCCUACUUUUCAGUCACCAGGACGAAAGCUGCCUUAUUUUUUGGUCCAGUGACUACCAGUGUAAAAUUGCUUGACCUCUGGCACUUUUGGCAUAUCUGGCCUUUAGCGGAAGAGAGUAAUAUUAUACAACUGUCAGUGCAAGCAGUUUGAGUUUAUUGUUACCCAGACAGUUGUGUGCUUGCUUCUUACUUUACAAUUAUACUGUUUUGUCUACAGUGAAGCCUAUGUCCCCUGGUCUCUUCUGUUAGCAGACCAGUAUCUGUGAUGUGCAGUUUGGUUACAUUUGUAAGCUUUGUUCAAAUAGUAUUAUAUCAGGUAUGCGGGGUUACCUGUGUUGCAACUGGCCAUAAUACAGAGCUGGGAGCCAGGAAUGUCAGCUGAAAAUAUCUAAGUGUUUACAAUAAAGUUC
Terrapene triunguis (Three-toed box turtle) is the source of this 1050-nucleotide messenger RNA. RefSeq names its product pterin-4 alpha-carbinolamine dehydratase 1 (gene PCBD1). Gene Ontology annotation, biological process: tetrahydrobiopterin biosynthetic process. NCBI's taxonomy places the organism in Eukaryota, Metazoa, Chordata, Testudines, Emydidae. The transcript is spliced from 4 exons. Bases 132 to 446 code for a protein of 104 amino acids. Gene Ontology annotation, molecular function: 4-alpha-hydroxytetrahydrobiopterin dehydratase activity. The record is from RefSeq and is a predicted model, not a curated record.